AUGCAGACGCUUUGGAAGACGGCUGGUCUCGGACGACGCACGCCUUUGCGCUCAGCGCUUUACUCCACGGAGCGCGUGUUCCCUAAUUUCUCGGUCUAUGGCAGCGACGCGGUCUUCCAGGUGUCCCCCAAUGCUCCGCAGUACACCGACGGUGGCACUUACCUAAAGACUAAGCGUAUGGGUGCCAUCAUGCUCUCGUGGGCAAAAGCCACGACCUCUGGCUACAACUACCAGAACAAGACUUUCUUUUCACUGAGUCCAUCCGAGGUUGGAUUGGUGCUGGAGCUGCUGGACUCGCGUAUCCCUGAGCUGUCACUCACGCACUCGCCCAAUAUGAACGCGCCUGAGGAUGAAAAGAACACCAAGUCGCUGCACAUCGCGCGCAUGACAGGAAGUGAUGGGGAUUCUGUGAUCCAGAUUAAGGUCCACCACGAACGUGAAUCCCUUGCCACGCUAAACGUUGGCGAAGCCCGUGUCUUCCGGGAGCUGCUGACUUACUCGCUUCCCCGCUUAUUCGGCUUCCAUUCGGUGCUGGAAGGACCUUUGAACGUUGAAGGUGGGACUAAUGGCGGGUUCUCGCAAGGAAACAGUAACACGUACUCGUCCGGCUCCGCUGGUGGAUACCGCAGCUCGAAUAGCAAGCCUGCUGGUGACUGGCCUUUCUAG
Molecule: messenger RNA, 666 nt
Organism: Peronospora matthiolae
Lineage: Eukaryota; Oomycota; Peronosporomycetes; Peronosporales; Peronosporaceae
Source: the annotation of a GenBank genome assembly